This is a messenger RNA of Rotaria socialis, 1884 nucleotides long. NCBI's taxonomy places the organism in Eukaryota, Metazoa, Rotifera, Eurotatoria, Philodinida, Philodinidae. The record is from the annotation of a GenBank genome assembly.
AUGAUCCCGACAGCGAAUGGAUUACUGAUUCCAGAUGAAAACGAUAUUAACAAUGCGGGUAGAGCAGCGCUUCCGAUUUAUGAUGUAUUACCUGAAAAUUUCUCAACAGAUCCAAUGAUUCUUGAUAAUCACUUAACAGCUUCGAUUGCUAGAAAAAAUCUUUCGAUAGGACUGACUGAUAAAAAUCUUUCAACAGCAAUCGCUUCUACAAGACGCCACCCAACAGAAUCGUCUUCCACAGACAACUAUUCUACAGAUUCGUUUUCUAAGAAACUUUAUUCAGCAGAUCGAGUACCGCAACGGACAGAUACAUACGCAAUCGAUACUACUGAUAGUGUAUCAGCAUUUCAAGUUCAACUCAAAAUCGAUUCAAAUCAAAAUUCUACUGAAUACACAUCAACAUUGUCACAAGACAUGACAGAAAAUACAAUGUCAACCGAUGAAAUGCAUACUUCAAUACAAAUUCCAUUGACAAUAGCCGAAGAGAUGAUCAGAGUUGAUACUGAAACUAUCGCUCAACAAUUUAAUCCAUUUGUAUCAAUAAGUUUUCAACCUAUUUUCGAAGAACAUCAUCAACGUGCCCGUGCGUUUUUGACAUGCUGUGAACUGACUGACAGUUCCGAUAGGGUUCUGUUAAAAAGAUUUGUAGAUGCAUACGGCUUAUUGGAUGAACAAACGGAAAUAAUUCAAGAAUGUGUUGAUCAACUGAUUAAUUCCACAAAAAUGGCAUGUGACCUUGAUUUGCGAAAGCUAGACAAGGCUCGACAUUUAACCAAACGAUUUACCGAUUUGUAUUCGGAAAACGACAGUAGAGAUUCUAAUAUUGCAAUGCAACUGUUAGAUCAAGCAAUUUCACAAACAAUCGAUGUAACGAAUGUUGUUGAUAACUAUGAUAAUGAAAUAUAUGGCAAAUGUGAUUCUGCUAUUAUUCUACUAUGGAAACCAUCUCAAUUAGUCGAUUGUGAAAUAUAUUAUCGUUCAUUAUUCGUUGAUUAUUCACUCGGCCAAGAACGCUAUGAUAAAUAUAAUAAGGAAAUAAGUCUACCAUUUCAACAGAAAACUUUAAGUUUAUUGGUUCCCGUCAAAAAUGCUUGGAAUAAAGUUGCUGAUCAAGUGAAAAAGAACAUUCAGGAGAAAUUCGACAAUAAACCGGUACCUGAAGAUCAACUUGAAAAAGAUAUAAAUCAUAUAAGAAAUACGUUAACUUACUAUAUAAUUAAGCUCGAUCAUCCAAUGGUUAAUCAUUAUGCACAUAGUGCACAUGUGUUUAAAGUUUGCUGUACAUCAAUAAAAACGUCUGAUAUAUUCAAUGAAUAUUUAGCCUUUUUUGAUCAUGAUCCUAAUCAAGGUCAUCACAUGGAUAAAUUUUUACAUUCUUGUGUUCAACAUCAAGCUCUCGAUCCGGUAGAUGUUAUGAAAGAAAAUAAUGAAUGUAAUGUAUCUUAUAAUCGAUAUCUUGAUGCUUUGCAAAAACGACAAGAUUUUAUUGACAAAUACGAAAAAUUAAAUCCACAGAUGGUUAUCUGGUUUCGAGAAGCUAUUCGAUUGAAAAUAGGUCAAUCGGAUAUCAUCCGAACAAUGACAGACUAUGUAGAUAAAUAUUGUCAAAGUAAACAUGUAUUUGAACUGAUGUUUGAUGCCUGUAAAACGAUCGAUUGUGAAAAAAUGAUUCGUCAUGCCAUUGGCAAAGAAAGCUCUAAAACAUAUUCCUAUUACAAUAUAUCUGUCAGCUACUCAUUUCAAAAUAUGAUACUUGAAGAUUGGGACAAUCUCGCACGUACGAUAACUCAUCUAGACACAAAUGACGAAAAUCCAACUGCAACCAUGAUUCAGGAGUUACAAGCAUCACUUUCUGUGAGAUCCUCUCGAACUAAUUUGAAAUAG